This is a messenger RNA of Amblyraja radiata (thorny skate), 1587 nucleotides long. RefSeq names its product P2Y purinoceptor 1-like. The transcript is spliced from 2 exons. Gene Ontology annotation, molecular function: G protein-coupled ATP receptor activity; A1 adenosine receptor binding; ATP binding. NCBI's taxonomy places the organism in Eukaryota, Metazoa, Chordata, Chondrichthyes, Rajiformes, Rajidae. Gene Ontology annotation, cellular component: plasma membrane. Gene Ontology annotation, biological process: relaxation of muscle; platelet activation; phospholipase C-activating G protein-coupled receptor signaling pathway. The coding region runs from base 433 to 1398 and encodes 321 amino acids. The record is from RefSeq and is a predicted model, not a curated record.
GUGUGGCGGGGAAACUUGACUCUUGUUUAGUUUGGUUGAGGUUAAUCCAUGAGCAAGUUCAAAGGCUCGCUGGUGUUAGAAAUGUACCGGAUCUUACGGCCGGUGAGGCAACUGCGGGGCGAGAAGCAACAGUACGCCCAGUGAUGUACUAAGCAAGAUUUGGCAGUCUUGCAGCAUUGUGCAGAGAGAGAGAGACGGAAAGAGAGACGGAGAGAGACAGAAGAAGAGACGGGGAGAGAAAGAGAGAGGUCGCGCCCUGGGAAUCAAGUAACAGCAAGUCUUCGAGUUCCCUAUGAAACCAAACUCCAUUUGCAAAAAACCCGAUGGUAACCACUCGGAUUCUCUCUCCUGGUCAUUUGUUUGAUGAGCUGCCGAAUACACCGAGGUGUUGUUAUUGCUGGAUGGAGGUGUGAGGUCCCAUGAAGGAGAGGUAUGGGAUGUGAAACAAUGGUGUCCUGUGCCGUCAACAAGGAUUUUGAGACCUUCUAUCUGCCCAUCAUGUACAUUAUCGUCUUUGUCACCGGAUUCAUCGGCAACAGUGUUGCCCUCUGGAUGUUCAUCUUUCACAUGAGACCUUGGAGCAGCAUCACCAUCUACAUGUUCAACCUCGCCCUGGCUGACAUCUUCUACAUCUUCUCCUUGCCACUUUUGAUAUUUUACUACCUCCAGGGAAGCGACUGGAUCUUCGGCGAGCUCCUGUGCAAGCUUCAGCGAUUCAUCUUCCACGUGAACCUGUACGGCAGCAUCCUGUUCCUGACCUGCAUCAGCGUCCACAGGUACACGGGAGUUGUCCACCCCAUGAAGUCGCUGGGCAGGCUGAAGAAGAAGUCAGCCACCAUUAUCUGCGUGUGCGUGUGGAUUAUCGUCAUGGCCGGCAUCUCCCCCAUACUUUACUUCUCCAGAACACAGGAGAAAGCUCAUGGUACACAUCCGGACACCAAUAAGACAACCUGUUACGACACCACGUCUAAGAAGCUCCUGCAAACCUACUUCAUCUACAGCAUGAGCACCACCUUCUUUGGAUUCUGCAUCCCCUUUGCCACCAUCUUGGUCUGCUACGGUUUCAUAGUGAAGGCACUGAUAUCCAACGAUAUGAAUACUCCACUCCGGAGCAAGUCCGUGCGCCUGGUCAUCAUUGUGUUGGCCGUCUUCGCCAUCUCCUACCUGCCCUUCCACGUCAUGAAGAACCUCAACCUUCAGUCCAGACUCUAUUACCAAGGGCUAGACAAUUGCGAGUGGAACAGAAGGGUCUACGCCACGUAUCAAGUGACCAGAGGUCUGGCCAGCCUCAACAGUUGCGUGGACCCUAUCCUGUACUUCCUGGCAGGAGAUACGUUCAGGAGGAAACUUACUACCAGAGCCUUGAGAGCGGUCAGUCGGAAAGUUACCAUGGUGUAGAAACUUCACAAGGGUUCAGUCGCAAGAUGUUGGUGGUUCCCCAUCAAUCUACAACUUGUAACAAGUAUCGAGUAGAGAAGAUAGACACAAAGUGCUGGAGUAACUCAGUGGGUCUGGCAGAAUCUCUGGAGUAAAAGGAUGGGUGACGUUUCGGGUCGGAACACUUCUUCAGACUUAUUGAGUACAGAG